AUGAAGCAUGGUUAAAGAAUUACUAUAUAUAACAAGACAAUAAAUUAUGAUAUUGUGAAUUCAAAAAUAGCAAAUAAUUUGCAAGAAGUAAAAAGGAAAAUUGUUUAAUAGUUAUAAAUUGUUUACAAGGUUGAAAUUCAAUAAUUGAAGCUUUCCCAAUACGAAGUCUAUAUAUUAGAAAAGAAGUAAUACCUAUUUAAAAUGACUUAAUUUAUAAGCAAAUAAAGCUUAUUAUAAUUAUGA
Paramecium sonneborni is the source of this 243-nucleotide messenger RNA. The record is from the annotation of a GenBank genome assembly. Lineage: Eukaryota; Ciliophora; Oligohymenophorea; Peniculida; Parameciidae.